AUGGAUGCAUACAGUCCCUCACAUCCCACUGAUCAUGAUAUGGACCUAGGAAGUGACGGCGUUCCAACUCCUACUCUGGAUUCAAACGAUAAUUUUGCCGCUACUUGCUUUACUGAACACUUUGCUGCUGUUCCAGUCGAAGUCAACCUGAAUUCCCAGUCAGUUAGACCUCUGUCAGAUGAGGAGAAUUCAGUAAUACGAAAGUUGAUUGAUUCAGAAUCCAGUCCAAAACUAGAGGAUCCUGAGCCUGGUGAUCUGACUUUUAACGACUCAUGUCCACUUGCUAAUGUUAUUUCUGCCCCUGCCUCGAGGAACACAGACGACUCCAAAAAAGAGAUGUCUGAUAUAAAAACUGAAGCUAGGGCUCCAUCAAGCUCUCGUACACGAAGCCCUUCUCGGCGCCGUAGAUCUAGGUCGGGAGACAAACGAAGAAGGAAAUCUCGUUCAGGAUCCAGGUCACACCAUCGUCACUCAAACGCAAAACAUAGAUCAAGAUCAAGGGACCGGAGGCGCCAUCGAUCGAGAUCUUCAUCCAGAAACCGACGCUCGUCAAAAAGAGAUGAUAAUGGCUACGGAGGUAGGAGCUCCAAAAGCAGAGACAAACGCUCCAGGCAGCGCCGCCCUAGCGAUUCGCGUGGUAGGUCAGAUCGCGAUCACCGUCGGGAUAAGAUGGACAAAGAGGACAAAAGGCAGGACGAUCGCUUUAGGCCCAGAGAACUUCCUGAUGAUAUUCCUGAGGUAAUACCUUGGAGGCCGCCUGCUCAAAUCGACCAGGCUGUAGUCUCACUUUCCGAAUCUCGUCUACCUGUUUUCGGUACUAACAAAGGGAUUAUUCAAAGACCCAUAAACCAACCGUCUAUUCCUAACGUGCCGCAGGGUAUGUCAGUUCAGCACAUGCUGGGCCGGCCUCGAAUUCCCAAUUUAAUGGAGGUCCCACAACCCUCCGCCUGUUGGCCACCUAAUUUGCAGAACUUUUCCGGCCCCAGACCACAUUUACAACAUCGUAUGCACCAUUCCCAGGCCACAAAUCAGCCCCUCAUUGGGCAUUUUCAUGGACCGAAUUUCCAACAGCCCCAUUUCUUGCAGCAACAGCAACAACAUCCUUUCCAGCUUUCUCAACAACGUCCGCCGCUCCCUCUCCAGCUUGUGCCACACCAACGCAUGCGACCUCCUCAUCAGCUACAGCAAUCACAAGUUCAUCCUCAGCAAAUGUUGCCACAGCAUCCACAAGCGCUUGCGCAACAGCCUCCGCCGCCACCUCUCACGCAGGGUUCUGCUGUUCCUCAAGAUUUUCCUGGUCAAGCUUUUAAUGUUCACAGUGUUCAAAAUAUGCAAGGCUUGCUUUUUGGACUUCAACCUCCUCCACCUCCGCCGCCGCCACCACCGCCUCCUCCACCUCCCCCUGCUUCAUCGCAAGUAACGGUCUCGCAAAUAUCAUCUACCAAUCUCCUGGAGACUUUAAUGAGCAAAGCUGGUCUUCCCAAAGACACAUUGUCUUCUUUUAAUCCUGCUUCCCAAGACCUUGCCUUUGUUGGACAACCUUCCAAUUUCCAGCCCCCCCCAAUUCUUCCUGAUGUUCAUGAUGACUCGCCUAUGAAGCAGAUUAACAGGCUUCUUAGUUCUGCUGCGAACACUUUACUGAACCAGCUUACGGAAUCCGGCAAAGGUCUUUCUGCUCCACCCCCUCCUCCCCCACCUCCACCCCCAGCCACACGUGAAUUGUUCCAAAAUGUCAAUACAAUUGACUACAAUCACGCUAUACAGACAGUGCAACCCGGCUCUCUCCCUCCAUUUAUUCCACCUCCUCUUCCUAUCCCGUCAUCUAAUAGCGGGAAUCAGUCUAAUCCUACGGAUGCUUCCGCAGCUCAAGAAUCUCUCAACACUUCUAGGCCUCUACAUCCACCCCUUAAUCUGCAGGAGCUGGCUCUUAAGCACAAACGCUCAGAGUGUUCAAGUCGUCAGGAGUGGCGCGAACGAAUUGCUCUGGAGGUUAAAAGUUUUCUUAAACCCAGCUAUGUUGCUGGAAAGAUUAGUCGAGAUGAUUACAAGGAAAUCAUGAAAAAGUCUGUUAUUAAGAUUUUUAACUGCGGUCUGACUAAAAUACACUCGGAGCGAAUCGGCAACUUUGUCAAACAGUAUAUUGCCAAGUAUCACAAGAAGCACAAGCUGAGGCUCAGGGCCGAAAAGCUCUUAAAGGAGCAGCAACAGCAACAACAACAGGAGCAGUUUGUACAGUAG
Protopolystoma xenopodis is the source of this 2238-nucleotide messenger RNA. The record is from the annotation of a GenBank genome assembly. Lineage: Eukaryota; Metazoa; Platyhelminthes; Monogenea; Polystomatidea; Polystomatidae.